AACACAUAACCUUAAAAACAUUUCGUGUGCGGGGUAGCAAACAAAACUCACGUGUUUGUUUCUCCCCGAAAAAUGAAAAUAAAUUGAAGUGAAAUAAUCAAAAAUGAGUAAAUUGUAUGUGUUGUACGAACACAGUGCGGGGUUCGCCCUGUUCAAAGUUGCCGAAUUUGAGGAACUUGCUGCAUUUUUGCCUCAAGUUGAAGAGUCUGUGACUGACUUGCAGCGAUUCAACUCUGUUGUGACGCUGAGCGCAUUCCAGCCAUUUAAAUCUGCUGUGGUAGCGUUGGAAAAUAUCAACGCUAUCUCCGAAGGUAUUGUACCUGAAGACUUGAACCUGUUCUUGGAGGGAGCACUUCCAAAGCGUAAGAAGCGCAGCAAAUGUACCCUAGGCGUGUUGGACCCCAAAUUGGGGGCUGCCAUCAGCGAGGCUUUGGAGAUCCCAUGCUCUCACACUGGUGCUGUUCCGGAGAUACUGAGAGGUAUCCGUCACCACUUCCAUGCCCUCAUCAAAGGGUUAACACUGAAGGCAUGCAGUGUAGCGCAGCUCGGUUUAGGCCACUCAUACUCCCGUGCCCGAGUCAAGUUCAACGUGCACCGAGUAGACAACAUGAUCAUCCAAUCUAUAGCAUUACUUGAUCAACUUGAUAAGGAUAUCAACACGUUUUCUAUGAGGAUCAGAGAAUGGUACUCCUACCAUUUCCCGGAGCUGAUCAACAUUGUUCCAGAGAACCAGUUGUACACCAAGUGCGCAGAAUUCAUCAAGGACAGGAAAUCAUUGAGUGAUGAGUCUGUGGAACCUUUGACUGAGAUCCUCGGUGACUCGGAGAAGGCCCAGGCUAUUAUUGAUGCAUCCAAAAUGUCCAUGGGUAUGGACAUCUCUCCUGUAGACCUGAUUAAUAUUCAGAUGUUCGCUGGCAGAGUGGUGGGACUUAGCAAUUACAGAAAGCAAAUAGCGGAGUACCUGCACACUAAGAUGGAGUCAGUGGCUCCGAAUCUGACGACGCUGGUCGGAGACCAGGUAGGCGCGCGCCUCAUUUCCAAGGCCGGUUCCCUGACCAGCCUCGCCAAGUAUCCAGCCUCCACACUGCAGAUAUUGGGUGCUGAGAAAGCUCUGUUCCGUGCUCUGAAGACUCGCUCGAACACUCCUAAGUAUGGUCUGCUGUACCACUCGACGUUCAUCGGUCGCGCAGGCCUAAAGAACAAGGGUCGUAUCAGUCGAUACCUCGCCAACAAGUGCUCCAUCGCAUCCAGGAUCGACUGCUUCUCUGAAAUCCAAUCGUCUGUAUUUGGUGAGAAACUCCGUCAGCAAGUUGAAGAUCGACUAAAGUUCUAUGAGACGGGCGACAUUCCUAAGAAGAACAUUGAAGUAAUGAAGGAAGCGCUAGAUGAACUGCAACAAGCUGUUGACGCUGAGGCCAGUGCUAAGAAGAAAAAGAAGAAGAAGAAGAAGAAAGAGAAAGAUGAAGAACAACCAAUGGAUGAGGAUUAAUUAAGUAAUAGAGUUUUUAUUAAGGAAUGUUGACAAUCGUUCAGGGUACAGUAGUUUCUCUAUAUUUUAAGAACAGCCGUUUUAUUAUUUUUUUAAAAAUGUUGCCCUAC
Molecule: messenger RNA, 1599 nt
Organism: Spodoptera exigua (beet armyworm)
Lineage: Eukaryota; Metazoa; Arthropoda; Insecta; Lepidoptera; Noctuidae
Source: the annotation of a GenBank genome assembly